AGGCCAAUAUGGCUUCCCGCACCUGGUGACGGUUGAAGAAACUGUUAGGUCUCAUGGAGAAGCCCCGGGGCGUCGAGGAGACUUCAGAACCAAUGGAAGAGGAAGAGGAAGAUGAUGACUUGGAGCUCUUUGGUGGCUACGACAGUUUCCGGAGUUAUAACAGCAGUGCGGGUAGUGAGAGCAGCUCCUACCUCGAGGAGUCAAGUGAAGCAGAAAAUGAGGAUCGGGAAGCAGGGGAGCUGCCCACCUCCCCCUUGCAUUUGCUUAGCCCUGGGACUCCCCGCUCCGUGGAUGGCAGUGGUUCUGAGCCAGCUGUCUGUGAGAUGUGUGGUAUCGUGGGUACGAGGGAAGCCUUCUUCUCCAAGACCAAGAGAUUCUGCAGUGUCUCCUGUUCUAGGAGCUACUCCUCCAACUCCAAGAAAGCCAGUAUCUUGGCUAGAUUACAGGGAAAACCACCUACCAAGAAGGCCAAAGUCCUACACAAAGCUGCCUGGUCUGCCAAAAUUGGAGCCUUCCUCCAUUCCCAAGGGACAGGACAACUCGCAGAUGGGACACCAACAGGGCAGGACGCGCUGGUCUUGGGUUUUGACUGGGGGAAGUUCCUGAAGGAUCACAGUUACAAGGCUGCUCCUGUCAGCUGCUUUAAACACGUCCCACUCUAUGACCAGUGGGAGGAUGUGAUGAAGGGGAUGAAGGUGGAGGUGCUCAACAGCGAUGCUGUGCUCCCCAGCCGUGUGUACUGGAUCGCCUCGGUCAUCCAGGCGGCAGGGUACCGGGUGCUGCUCCGCUAUGAAGGCUUUGAAAAUGACGCCAGCCAUGACUUCUGGUGCAACCUGGGGACUGUGGAUGUCCACCCCAUCGGCUGGUGUGCCAUCAACAGCAAGAUCCUGGUGCCCCCGCGGACCAUCCAUGCCAAGUUCACUGAUUGGAAGGGCUACCUCAUGAAACGGUUGGUGGGCUCCAGGACGCUUCCCGUGGAUUUCCAUAUCAAGAUGGUGGAGAGCAUGAAGUACCCCUUUCGGCAGGGCAUGCGGCUGGAGGUGGUGGACAAGUCCCAGGUGUCACGGACCCGCAUGGCUGUGGUGGACACGGUAAUCGGGGGUCGCCUACGGCUUCUCUACGAGGAUGGCGACAGCGAUGAUGACUUCUGGUGCCACAUGUGGAGCCCCCUGAUCCACCCAGUGGGUUGGUCAAGGCGUGUCGGCCAUGGCAUCAAGCUGUCAGAGAGGCGCAGCGACAUGGCCCACCAUCCCACUUUCCGGAAGAUCUACUGUGAUGCUGUUCCUUAUCUGUUCAAGAAGGUUCGAGCUGUCUACACAGAAGGUGGUUGGUUUGAGGAGGGGAUGAAACUGGAAGCCAUUGACCCCCUGAAUCUGGGCAACAUCUGCGUGGCAACCAUCUGCAAGGUCCUCCUGGAUGGCUACCUGAUGAUCUGUGUGGACGGGGGGCCCUCCACAGAUGGCUCAGACUGGUUCUGUUACCAUGCCUCUUCCCACGCCAUCUUCCCAGCCACCUUCUGCCAGAAGAAUGACAUUGAGCUCACACCCCCAAAAGGGUAUGAGGCUCACACUUUCAGCUGGGAGACCUACUUGGAGAAGACCAAGGCGAAAGCAGCUCCAUCAAGACUCUUCAACACGGACUGCCCCAACCAUGGUUUCAAGGUGGGCAUGAAGCUGGAGGCUGUGGACCUCAUGGAGCCCCGGCUCAUCUGUGUGGCCACUGUGAAGCGGGUGGUGCACCGUCUCCUCAGCAUCCACUUUGAUGGCUGGGACAGCGAGUAUGACCAGUGGGUAGACUGUGAGUCCCCGGACAUCUACCCCGUCGGCUGGUGUGAGCUCACCGGCUACCAGCUCCAGCCUCCCGUGGCCACAGAGCCCACCACGCCUCUGAAAGCCAAAGAGGCCACAAAGAAGAAAAAGAAACAGUUUGGGAAGAAAAGAAAAAGAAUACCACCAACCAAGACCCGGCCCCUCAGACAGGGGUCCAAGAAGCCCCUGCUGGAGGACGACCUGCAGGCGGCAGAGAAGAUCUCGUCGGAGCCCGUUCCUGAUGAGAUCAUUACCGUGCGUGUAAAGGAAGAGCAUCUCGACGUGACCACGCCUGACAAGGCCCCGAGUCCAGAGCUGCCCGUUCCCAUCGAGAACAUCAAACAGGAGACAGACGACUGAGACUUCCUCGCUGCCUGCCCAGCCGCCCAGCUGGCAGCCAGCCCAGGGUGCCUCGACUGCCACCACCCCUCCACCCCACUUUCCUCUGGAGACUGA
Molecule: messenger RNA, 2264 nt
Organism: Lipotes vexillifer (Yangtze River dolphin)
Lineage: Eukaryota; Metazoa; Chordata; Mammalia; Artiodactyla; Lipotidae
Gene: L3MBTL2
Product: L3MBTL histone methyl-lysine binding protein 2
Exons: 17
Coding region: 54-2168 (704 amino acids)
Biological process (GO): negative regulation of DNA-templated transcription
Cellular component (GO): nucleus
Molecular function (GO): chromatin binding; zinc ion binding
Source: RefSeq, a predicted model, not a curated record